UUGGGCUCCUGCGUGCGUCCGUCUCCAUGCCACGACUCGCUCUUUCGUUCCAUCUUGUGAACGGCGCAUUGGUGAAGCAGUACCGCGACAGUGUUUACAGUAGGCCUUCGGGGCUUACAUGUUUUCAUCUUUGUUUCUGACAGUGUUCAACUGCGAAGGGCUUGCACGGGGGCUAACGCUCUGCCUGCAGACUAAGCGGGAUCUCGCGAGAACGGUAGCGUGGCUGCUUGGCAGUAGGCUUGCAGUAAGACAGAGGGAGAAGGCAGGCAGCAUCAUGGCGGACAGAGACAGUGGAAGUGAGCAGGGAGGCGCAGCCACUGGCCCGGGUGUCGGUUCCAUGCACCCAGUGACAGGAGGGGCGGGCUCGGCUUCUGGGCUGCAGCACGAGACGCAGGAGCUCGCCUCGAAGCGGGUUGACAUCCAGAACAAACGCUUCUAUCUAGACGUAAAGCAGAACGCGAAAGGCCGCUUCUUGAAGAUAGCAGAAGUCGGGGCCGGGGGAAACAAGAGCCGCCUCACUCUCUCCAUGUCUGUCGCUGUCGAGUUCCGCGAUUAUCUGGGGGACUUCAUCGAGCACUAUGCCCAGUUAGGGCCGAGCAAUCCCGACAUAGCGCAGGAUGAGCCGCGGCGGGCGCUGAAGAGUGAGUUUCUGGUCCGGGAGAAUCGGAAGUACUACAUGGAUCUGAAGGAGAACCAGAGGGGCCGCUUUCUGAGGAUCCGGCAAACCGUCAACCGGGGGCCCGGCUUGGGAGCCACGCAAGGCCAGACCAUCGCUCUUCCAGCCCAGGGACUUAUCGAGUUUCGCGACGCUCUCGCGAAACUCAUCGACGACUACGGAGUGGAUGACGAGCCGGCGGAGCUGCCAGAGGGAACAUCGUUAACUGUGGACAACAAGCGCUUUUUCUUUGACGUGGGCUCCAAUAAGUACGGGGUGUUCAUGAGGGUAAGCGAAGUCAAGCCCACCUAUCGCAACUCUAUCACAGUGCCCUACAAAGUGUGGUCGAAAUUCGGCAGCACUUUCUGUAAAUACGCAGACGAAAUGAAAAAGAUUCAAGAGAAACAGCGGGAAAAAAGGGCAUGCGAGCUUCAACAGCAGCAGCAGCAACAAGAGGAGAUGCACGGAGACGACGGGGACGAGGAUUGAUAGUGGAGAGAAACAUGCAAAAAAUAAUCAGAAUAACCUAA
This is a messenger RNA of Sinocyclocheilus anshuiensis, 1185 nucleotides long. RefSeq names its product transcriptional activator protein Pur-alpha-like. Gene Ontology annotation, biological process: regulation of transcription by RNA polymerase II. Gene Ontology annotation, molecular function: RNA polymerase II transcription regulatory region sequence-specific DNA binding; purine-rich negative regulatory element binding; DNA-binding transcription factor activity, RNA polymerase II-specific. The record is from RefSeq and is a predicted model, not a curated record. Bases 119 to 1144 code for a protein of 341 amino acids. Lineage: Eukaryota; Metazoa; Chordata; Actinopteri; Cypriniformes; Cyprinidae. The transcript has 3 exons. Gene Ontology annotation, cellular component: nucleus.